AUGAAAUCAGAGGUGGAUAUAUAUUCAUCUGUAACACAGAAACAACUUGAAAAGAAAAACAAGUCCAAGGAUUUUCCCGAAUCGGUUAAAAAUGAAAAAAAGAGUAAGAAAGUGGUACAUGACUUGUUUGUUCAAGGAACAAAUGAUUCUUCUAUAGUCUCCAAAAGAUCAGUCGAGAUAUUGUAUGCUGACAAGGUAGAUGAGAACCCAAAACAUUUUUUCCAAUAUUUCGUCAAAAAGUCACCACGUCGUACACCCGUCAUCAAUAGAGGGUAUUGGAUUCGGAUGAAAUCUAUUCGUAUGGCAAUUGACAAAAUUGUAAAGCAACAACCGCAUGGCCAGAGAAUAAAUAUAAUUAACCUAGGUUGUGGUUAUGACCCACUACCGUUUCAAUUACUCGAUGAUGAAAAGAAUUAUGAUGUUAAAUUAUUCUGUAUUGAUGUUGAUUUCCCCGAGUUGAUUGGCUAUAAAUCCCAAAUGAUUCGCAUGGCACCGGAACUUACAUCUUUAAUUGGUGAAGAAUAUGACCAAAAAACUAAUGCACCAGGUGUCACAAUAAGGACUGAUAGAUAUGCUACUAUGGGAUGUGAUUUGACAGAUAAGAAGUUGUAUAUUCAGCAAUUAGACUCAUUUAUGGCCAAUGAUACUGCAACUACCAAUAUCUUCGUUGCAGAAGUCUCUCUAGCAUAUAUGACACCAACUACCGCAAAUCCUAUAAUUGAGACCUCAUCAAUGUUCAACAAUUCUCAUUUUCUUAUUUUAGAGCAACUCAUGCCUUCGGGGGAAAACCAUCCAUUUGCCAAACGGAUGAUCAAUCACUUUAAAAAAAUGGAGGCACCGUUACAGUGUGUACACACAUAUCCAACGAUUGAAGACCAAAUAUCAAGAUUCAAAUCUUUAGGAUACAAUGAAGUCAAUGCGAGAGAUUUAUUGGGUUGUUGGGAACUAGUUCCGCCAAAGUUAAGAAUCAGAGUUGAACAAGUGGAAGCAUUUGAUGAAUGGGAGGAGUUUAUAUUUUUUGGACAACAUUAUAUUAAUUUGCAUGCCACCAAUCAACGUGGAGUUGAAGUUUACCCAUUUCAAUAUAAGCCAUUAUAUCAGAACCUUUCCGUUACUAAUUCGAAGUAUUAUUUUGAAAUACAACAAGAAGUUCCUCAUAUUCAAAGAAAGUUCCAUUCCUGUUUUGAGCUAGGCGAAGCCAAGUUUCUAACCUCAGGUACAAACCAAGCCAGACUGGCAGAUACCGUUUCUCUGAUGAGUUGCGUUCACCCGGUGCACACUCCAAGCACCUUUAAAGCACGUGUAAGUGCUGCAAGCAUUACUGUUAAUAAUCGUGCCUUUUUGAUAGGUGGACGCAGAGUGCCUGGAAUGGGUAUAGAUGAAGUCUGGGAAUUUCUACAAAACGGUGAGAGAUAUGAAUGGAGGCAAAGAAAUCCCAUGAAUGAAGGGAGAGUCAAGCAUACUGUAACACAGUAUGAGGAUGGUGUAUUGGUAUAUGGUGGAUCCGAUGGCAACCAAUUUUCAUGGUACGAUAUCAAAUCUGAUGAAUGGAUUGCGUUGGAUGGUCAUAGUGAAUUUCAUGGCCUGGAGAGUGCAAAGUUGAUUAACUGUAAUAACGACAUAUUCCUUCUAGGCGGCAAGUAUCAUAUCUGUGACUCUGAAUCUCGCUUUGAGUUCAACUCUACCGUUUACAGGGUAGAAAUAGAUUUGAGGUGUAGGUCGUUCAGAUUGGAAAGUGUUAUGAAGCAUGAAACGUUAGCUAGGUAUGGAUUUGGUGUUUUCUGGACUGGUAGCCAGGUUCUACUUAUUGGAGGGGUCGGUAAAAAAUUGUACAACCAAAACGACACCAUUGUUGAACUCGAUCUUAAAAAGAGGACGGUCAGAUCAGUACCUCUUGAUGACAAAACAUGGGAACAAAAUUCGAUUAUUAUUGGUUCCGAUGUUGUAUCUGUUGAUAAACAGGCAUGGCUAGUAUGUGGUGGUGCUGUGUGUUACGGAUUUGGAUCGGUUUGGGGCAAGAUAAUGGGCAUAGGUAUUGGUGCUGAGCCUACUAAAAGACUCGAAGUCUAA
Pichia kudriavzevii is the source of this 2070-nucleotide messenger RNA. RefSeq lists its product as uncharacterized. The record is from RefSeq and is a predicted model, not a curated record. Gene Ontology annotation, molecular function: protein binding; tRNA methyltransferase activity. Lineage: Eukaryota; Fungi; Ascomycota; Pichiomycetes; Pichiales; Pichiaceae. Bases 1 to 2070 code for a protein of 689 amino acids. The transcript has a single exon. Gene Ontology annotation, biological process: wybutosine biosynthetic process; tRNA methylation.